Molecule: messenger RNA, 2136 nt
Organism: Schistosoma curassoni
Lineage: Eukaryota; Metazoa; Platyhelminthes; Trematoda; Strigeidida; Schistosomatidae
Source: the annotation of a GenBank genome assembly
AUGGUCAACCAGUUGAGAAGUAUGGCCUGCAGACAUGUUCAAAACAUGGUUCAAAGUGUCUCAAAAUGUUCCGGGAGUGAGGCACCAUACUCACCAAUUGUUGAUACUGGCUGUGAUUCCCCAUCUAGCCUUCCUAAAGCCUGUAAAACAUCGGGAUUAUCCGAAAAAAAGUCUGAGUCUCAUUCCGUAAUUGAUGCAAAGUGUCUGAAUAAAAGCUGCGUUUCAUCAAGUGUUCCUCAAGCCUGUGAUUUCCACUGCGAAGCAGACCAAAAACUAAAUGUUAAAUGUGCACAGUCAAAAAAGAUAGCAUCUGAAGAUUUGGAUGACCGUCAAUCUCCAAAUGACUAUCUUUGGCAAAAAUUAGAAGCAUUGGUUGAUCAGAUGAUCUCAGAAGAGGAUGGAAUUCCCGUCCGCAAUGUUAAAAGUCUAAUGUCAAUAAUUCCUAGCACAUUUACCGGUAGUGAUAUUGUUCAUUGGUUGAUGGAACACAUUGGAGCUAGUGAUGUUACUGAAGCCGUUCAUAUUGCUAGUCGUAUUGCGUCUAUGGGUUAUAUUUUUUGCAUUGAUGAUCAUGUACUCACUGUGAAAAAUGAUGGACAUACGUACUAUCGAUUUCAAACUCCUUUCCUCUACCCAAGUCGAUGCAUGGAGGCAGAUACGGCAGAUUAUGCUGUUUAUUUGUGUAAGCGCACCAUGCAAAACAAACAGAGAUUGGAACUGGCUGGAUUUGAAGCUGAACGCCUGGCUAGUUUACAAAAUAUUUACUGCCAUAAGUGGGAGUUCAUUUAUAUACAGGCAGAAUCAGAAGCUAAAGUAGAUAAGAAAAGAGAUAAAUUAGAGAGACUGGUACUUGAAUCACAAGAACGAGCCUAUUGGGAUUUACAUAGACCACCACCAGGCUGUAUUAAUACAACGGAUAUUGAUAUGCGUAAAUUGUGUCGCGCUAAACGCCCUAAAAAAACCACAUCUCGUCCUAUAAAUUUUCCUAUUCCGAGUGGCCCAGAUGGAUCUAUUUUAUUCUCCGUUUUGGAUGGUCUUUCACUACGAGAUAGGAUAGACAAACUUCAUACUUGUUCACGUACAAGAAUUAAAUCAUCUAAAGCUGCUGAGAGUUUGCAAAACUUUGCCGACCAGUAUUCUGAAUUCGAUUUACUUUUAUCUACGUCAACAUCUCUUGGUUUUUCUGCACCGUCUACAAUUGGAAUAAAUCAACCGAAUACAGCUUCUUCUACUAGCCAGUUGGCGUUAGGUAGUUUAAAUGUGAAUACUAAUUCUUCUACCACUGCCACUACUCCAACAUCUAUAUUACGUACAUCCGGUGAUAAAUUAAUUCACCAUACUCGUAGUAUUUCAGCUACUGGAUUUAAUGGAAUCACAUCAUUGACUUCAAUGUCGUUAGCUCGUACCAGCAGUGGAACAGGAAAUGGUGCACAUAAUUUCUCGACAGGUGGUCAAAUUUCUAGUGGACAUGGAUCAGCUGGACAUAUGGGAGUACUUACUGCUAGUUCACCUAAUUCGGUCUAUGAUCUUAAUCAAGAACCAGUUAGUGCAUUGAAUCCUUGGAUUUCUGAUAAUCCUGAUUAUUGGAAUACGGACCUACGUCCAAAAUAUCUACCUAUUCGUCGUAUUAAACGUUGGAGUUUCUCAAUUCAUGAACUAUUAAAAGAUCCAGUUGGUUUAGAAGAAUUUCAACGUUGGUUAGAAAAAGAAUUUUCAGCAGAAAAUCUCAGAUUCUGGCAAGCAUGUCAAGUACUUAAAGGUGCUCCAUUGCGUGAAGUUCGUCAGUCCAUUAUGAAUAUAUAUCAACAGUAUUUAGCUCCAAAUGCAGUAGAACCAAUAAAUAUUGACAGUAGAAUCGCUGAUCUUGUAAGACGUCAAAUAGAUGGUGAAUCGAAUACAACACCAAAUCGUUAUUGCUUUGAAGCAGCUGAAGAACACAUUUUUCAUUUAAUGAAAUCCGAUUCUUAUUGUCGUUUCCUACGAUCUGAUGUUUAUCGUGAAUUAUUUCGUGGUGAUAAGAAAAAGUCAAAGAAACAGCAACGUAGUAGUGGAAUCAAUUCGAAUAAUGCUUUGUCAAGUGGUCCCGGCGUUGGUGCUCAAGUUACUGCAACAGUUAAUUUUACUGGAAUUGAAUAG